This is a messenger RNA of Drosophila innubila, 1060 nucleotides long. RefSeq names its product translin-associated protein X (gene Trax). Gene Ontology annotation, cellular component: cytoplasm; nucleus. The transcript has 2 exons. Bases 58 to 942 code for a protein of 294 amino acids. NCBI's taxonomy places the organism in Eukaryota, Metazoa, Arthropoda, Insecta, Diptera, Drosophilidae. Gene Ontology annotation, molecular function: RNA binding; RNA endonuclease activity; sequence-specific DNA binding. The record is from RefSeq and is a predicted model, not a curated record.
GUGAUAGAACUGUGCCGGCUUUUUUCACUUCAACAACAAAAAAGACGUCAAUAAAUAAUGCCUAAAAAUCAGGGAUAUCGCAGCAAUAACAAUGCGCCACGCAAGCGUCAAGUGCAGCUGGACGAGCAGAAUCCAGUAGUGCAAGCAUUUCGCAGCUAUGCCAGCGAGUUGGAUAGCAAACAUGAUCGUCAUGAGCGCAUAUUGAAAUUGAGCCGCGACAUCACCAUUGAAUCGAAGCGCAUUAUAUUUUUCUUGCAUUCCAUUGAUUCGCGCAAGCAGAACAAAUCCAAAGUUUUGGAGGAGGCACAGCAGCGGCUGACAAAGCUCAUUGAUGUUAACUUUCGCGCCAUUGCUCAGGAGUUACGGGAUCAAGAUGUUUAUCAGUUUCGCGCCGCCUAUUCUCCCGGCCUACAGGAGUUUAUUGAGGCGUACACUUACAUGGAGUAUUUGAACAACGAGGACAAAGACAGUGAGCACUCGAAAUCAGUGUCUAAUUGGUCUGACCUGCAGUCGGUUAUGCAGUAUGAAGACGACGCUAACAAAGUUGAGCCUGGUCAGGAAGAAGAAUCGGAAAUACCAGGCGAUCAAGUGCCAGCAAUUGCCAAGCAAAAGUUUCACUUUUUCGUUGAUCCAACUGAGUAUAUCUUAGGAGUCUCCGAUUUGACUGGGGAAUUGAUGCGUCGCUGCAUCAAUUCUUUGGGCAGCGGGGACACUGACACCUGCAUGGAAACUUGCAAGGCUUUACAACAGUUUUACACUGGCUAUAUCAGCCUUAAUUGUCAACGAGCUCGGGAAUUGUGGCGCAAGAUUACCACCAUGCGACAGAGCAUGUUGAAGGCAGAGAAUGUCUGCUAUAAUGUCAAGGUCCGUGGCGGCGAGGCUGCGAAAUGCGCCAAUUUCGAUCAAAAGCCGGGAGAUGACACUGAUGAAGGCUUUUAUUAAAAUCUCUAAAUUCAAUCAAGAGCCAGAAGAUGAAACUGAUGAAGAUCUUUAUUUAACUACGAAUAUCUUAAAUACACAUUUGAAAAAUCACAAAUAUAUAUUGAAGCAUACAGUGAUG